CUUUCAUGCACACACACUUUUUCACACUGCACACAACCAACACACUGCACGCACCUGGCCAACAGAUUGACAGAAGACAGACACACCAACCCGCCAACCCGAAACAAUGGACGCACCAGGCCCUGAGAACCCCGAGGUGCUCGCCAAGUACGAGAAGGCCGGCGAGAUUGCCUCCUCUGUGAUGAGGAGCCUGCUUGCGCAGUGUUCCGCGGGCGCCAAGGUGCUUGAUCUGUGUGAGAAGGGCGACGCCAUGCUGACCAAGGAGCUUGGCUCCGUGUACACGGGGAAGGUGGACGGCAAGAACGUGCCCAAGGGCAUCUCAUUCCCCACCUGCGUCAGCGUCAACAACUGCGUCUGCCACAACUCGCCGCUCAAAAGCGACAAGGAGCAGGUCAUCGCCUCUGGCGACGUCGUCAAGAUCGAUCUUGGUGUGCACAUUGACGGGUACAUUGGCGUGUGCGCGCACACCGUUGUGGUUGGUGCUGCCAAUGCCAAGCCCGCCAAGGGCCGCAAGGCGGAUGUGGUGCUUGCCGCAUACAAGGCCGCCCACGCUGCUGCCCGCAUGGUGAAGCCGGGCGCCAAGUCGCAGGACAUUACGCGCGCCAUCGCCGUUGUUGCCGACGCCUUCAAGUGCAAACCCAUCGCAGACAUGCUGAGCUUCCAGACGCACCGCUUCCAGCUCAACACGGACAAGGCCAUCAUCCAGAACCCGACCGAAGGGUCACUGAAGAGCCACAAGGAGUGCGUCUUUGAGGAGAACGAGGUCUAUGCCAUCGACGUUCUCAUGAGCUCCGGCGAGGGCAAGGCGCGGCUUGGUGAUGCGCGCACUACGGUGUUCAAGCAGACGGACGAGCGGUACCAUCUGCGCGGAAAGCAUGCCCGCAACCUCUUCUCCGAGGUCCGCCGCAAGUUCCACAGGAUGCCAUUCUCCCUCCGCUCCUGCGAGAGCGAGAUCCGUGCGCGCAUGGGCGCCAAGGAGUGCGUUGAGCACAACUUGCUCGAGCCGUACCAUGUCCUCUUUGAGCGCGCAGGCGAGUACGUCGCGCAGUUCCGCAUGACGGUGCUGCUGCUGCCUGGCGGGAACAAGAUUGUCUCCAAGGUGGACUUUGACGCCACCGCGUUUGACUCCGAAUACGACAUGCAUGAGGACGCCCUCCUCAAGGCGCUGGACCCGAACGAGCCUGCAGAGCCCGAGGACUCUCAGGACAAGAAGUGACGCGCGCCAACACACACACACACACAUGCACGCACGCACCCACGCACGCACACACACACACACACACAUGCACGCACCCACGCACGCGC
Salpingoeca rosetta is the source of this 1305-nucleotide messenger RNA. Its product is annotated as proliferation-associated protein 2G4. Bases 107 to 1216 code for a protein of 369 amino acids. NCBI's taxonomy places the organism in Eukaryota, Choanoflagellata, Craspedida, Salpingoecidae. The record is from RefSeq and is a predicted model, not a curated record. The transcript has 8 exons.